UAGCGAAGGCAAAGAGAUCAGCUGCAUUUUGUCACUAUCUUGGUGCGGCAUCAACAUGUGGUAGGUCCUUUCCAUUCCUUCACUAACAUAUGACCUCCCAUGAACAAGUAAAAUCUAGUCACUCCCUUACUUCAUCUUCUCUGUUCCGAGUUUCAUAUAAAUCGGGGAGCAGCUCAAGGCUCUGCUCCGAUUUUGUGAGCCCCCAUCGGCUGUAGAUCUGGAAACCGCUAUACCUUGAUCUCGCCAAUGGCUCCACCUCCACUCUUCUACUCUGGUUCCAGAAACACAAUCCUGUUUUCUCUGCUUUUCUUUCUCUUUUUUUCCACAUGUAUCAGUGCCCCCUGCCUUUCUCAACUUCAGAGUAAACAGUUGUCCGGUAUUAGAAAAAUGUUGGAGGUACAAGAUGAAGAUCCGCCACCGAAAAAGAAAACCGCCGGCCUGGGCCAAUCCCUCAAAAACCAGACCAAGCUGAUCAAGCCUAAACUGACUUCUUCCAAAAACCAAACCAUCAAGACCAUCCCAUCCGACCAUGUUUUUUCCAAAAAGACCAUACAAUCCAACAAUUUUCCCGCCACCAAAAACCAAACCAAGCUCGCGAAAGUCAGCUCCUACAGAAACCAGAUCAAGCUCUUGAAAGCCAGCUCCUCCGAAAACCAGACCAAGCUCGUCGACACUGGCCUCAAGAAGCUCAAUUCCACCUCCAAGCUCAAGAUGCUCAAUUCCACAUCAAAAACUUCAAACCCCACCAAAACCAAAACGGCUCCAAUUUCCAGCAAGAAAUCCUUGGAUCUUCCCAAGACCAGCGACGCCAAGAACAAGACUACAAAGCCUGCCGCCGCCAAACAAACCAAAUCCAAAUCCAGCGAUCUUCAGUCCAACAAGUCAGGAAAGAACCAGAAGGCCAGCCCGCAGAAACCGAAGAAACAACCACUGCCCAGCUGGAUCGACUCAGACGAGGACGAUGAUUUCGUUUCGGAUUUGAAAGAUCUGCCCACCAAGUUCCAACAGACACUGAUCCCCGACCUGAAGACAAUCUCCACCACCUCCAGAGCUUAUAUUACCAGAGCCAAUAAAGAAAUCACAAAGGGAUUCAGACCCUACGUCGGCAACAAAUACGCACCCACCGUUGCCACCGUACUUUCGUGCGCUUUCGCUUUGAUCCCUCUGCUUUUAGUGUCGCUAAUCUUCAAUAAAAUCAAAGCUUAUUUCUCCGUUCAGAAGGUCUUAAUUUUCGUCCAGAUUUAUCUCUCCAUCUACUUCUCCAUUCUCUGCCUGUCCGCUCUGAUCACCGGGCUGGAGCCUCUCAAGUUCUUCUACUCUACCUCGCAAUCCACAUACGUGUGUCUGCAGGUGCUUCAGACUCUGGGUUACUUGUUUUACAUGUUGCUCGUUCUGAUGCAUCUCGUCCUGGUGUUCUCCACGGAGAGUGGGAUGGGCUCAAAGUUUCUGAGUCUGGCCCAGACGUUUUUGGGCUUUGCCGUAGGGUUGCACUAUUACGUCACGGUGUUUCACAGGGUUGUGCUGCGGCAACCGCCCAAGACCAAUUGGAAGAUUCACGGGAUUUAUGCUGCAUGUUUCCUCCUGAUUUGCGUGUUUGCCGGCGCCGAGAGAAGGAAGAAGGCUUACAUGGAGGAUGGCGGAGAAGAAGGCAAGAAGAGUUAAUUAAGUUGCAUUCAUUAGGUUAUCUCCAAAGUAUCACCAUUUUGAAGGCUCAUGUAAUACUAUGCCUUAAAGGCUUGGCUUGAGGUCUUCGCCAUUUGCCAGUCUGCUUUGUUCAGAUUCGUUCUGUUCUAAAUGGGGGGAGUUGGUGGCAAUAAUCCAUCAACCCUGUAGUCGGUUGAACGCUUCACAUGACCCUGCCUCCUCCACCAACAAUUUUUUUUCUCCCAUCUCUCCCUCCUUUUGUUUUGGAUUUAUAUUGUUUAUCAAGUCAAAUUGUCAUGGUGUGAAAACCCAAGCAAACAAGUUAAGACGAGUGGCAAUCUUCCUCUGAAGAUUUUUAACUUGUCUGAGUUUAUAAUGAGACGUUCCAUUCUUUUC
Messenger RNA from Prosopis cineraria, 2040 nucleotides. RefSeq lists its product as uncharacterized. The record is from RefSeq and is a predicted model, not a curated record. Bases 247 to 1662 code for a protein of 471 amino acids. The transcript has a single exon. NCBI's taxonomy places the organism in Eukaryota, Viridiplantae, Streptophyta, Magnoliopsida, Fabales, Fabaceae.